AAAUUGGAGUUAGCUGGUAUUAUUGCUUUUUGAGUGAUUUACUAAGAAAAAAUUCAGAUAAACAUCCUGCUGAUGAAUAUGAUCAUGAUCCUAUAGAAGAUAUUUCAGAUAGUUUAGCAGGAUUAACAUUAAAUAAGAAAACUAUUCAUAAAGUCCUCCAAAGUGAACUUAAAUUAAUUUUUCCUGAUCAUUUCUCCCAAGACUCUAUUAAAGCUAAUAUACCGAAUCAAGCACCUCUAAUUCAGGAAAAGAUAGAAUCUCAAAGCAAUACUUCUCCAAUUACUGAAGUU
Molecule: messenger RNA, 290 nt
Organism: Racocetra persica
Lineage: Eukaryota; Fungi; Glomeromycota; Glomeromycetes; Diversisporales; Gigasporaceae
Source: the annotation of a GenBank genome assembly